GCGGCGUCAAGAAUGGACGAAGCAAGCAAAGAAGUGACAGGUAAUCUCAUAAUAUAUACCGCCGCCGCCGACGACGAUGACCGUCUGGUCACGGGAGUGGUUGUAGUAGAGGAAGGACCAGGCGUAGAGCGCGUAGGUGAUGCAUCCCGUGGGGAGCAUGAGCCGGGGGCCGACGACGUUGCACAGAACGCCGCCGAGUUUGGUUUUUCCUGUGUAGGGGAAUUCCGAGUAAUGGCGACGCCAUUUUUCGGUGUGGACGGAGGCGCUGGCGGCGUAGCAGUAAUGGCAGGUCCACUGAACCCAAUCGAUCCUUCGACGCCGUCCAAGUCUUGCCUCAAGAAUUCCGUACUCAAGUCCCCCAUACUCCUAUUCCUCUUCUUCCACAAAGCUAUCCGGUUGGAGCUCGACGGCCUCCACCGCGCUGCCAUGGAUUUCGCCACCAGUGGCGGAGAUAUUAAACCUCUGCUGUACAAGUAUCACUUCCUCCGUGGGAUUUACAAGCACCACUGCAAUGCUGAGGAUGAGGUAGGCAAUUAGCUAUCCAGUGGGCUUGAGCUUUGUCCAAGUAAAUGAAAUGGGAUGAAAAUU
Linum trigynum is the source of this 588-nucleotide messenger RNA. Lineage: Eukaryota; Viridiplantae; Streptophyta; Magnoliopsida; Malpighiales; Linaceae. The record is from the annotation of a GenBank genome assembly.